AACUGUAACUUUCAUGUUCAAUGUUUAUCAAUGUUUGUUUUGAUUUUCAAAUGUACGUUUAAUGAUAUAUAAAUUAAAAACUUUUAUCGCUAUAUCCCACACUGUUUACUUUCAGGUGCUAUAAAAUUACAGAGAAAAAUGGUCAAAUAGCCAGCAUAUGUCACGAAACUUACAUACCAAUUAAUUUGAGGUUUAAAAAAACUGUACCAAGUAAGCUUAUAUUUUAGUUAACAAUUAAGCUGAAUCAAAGAUUUCUUUUUUAUUAUUAAUUAUGCUAAUCGAAGGCACUUCUAAAAUGGAAACAGAACCAGUCCGAGAUGCGAAUAACGAUAUGGAUCAAAUGAAGGAAAGUAUACUCGAUUGUGUAGCAGAAAGCAGGGGCUUCUUUAAAAGUCAGCAAGUUGGAGAAAGAGAUUUAACUGUAUCCGAGAAAAGAGAGAUAGCUAGCAAUUUGCUUAGUAAGAAUGUACCUCUUUUUCUUCAAAGAUAUUGGAAAUAUAUAAAAGUAGAAGAUAUAGCUUAUUUUAGUGCACAUGAAAGUUAUGAAAUAAAAUUUUAUCUAACUGAAAUUCAAAAAUAUCAAGAUGCCCGUACUAGUACUACACAAAUUAAAAAUCGAAGAUAUGGAGCUUUGAAGAAGAUGGUGAAAGAAGGAUCUUAUUUCAGUGAUGCAGAAAUGAAAAGACGAAAUCCAUUUUUGUAUGAUAAAUUUAUUUUCCAGCAUCUUACUGAAAAGGAGAGAAUAGCUGCUUAUAGACAGGAAAAUAAUGAUGAAAAAUUUUCAUCAUUUUUAUUGGGUCAGAUGGAAAGAAAUGUUGAGAACCGUCUCUUUGAACAACAGAAAGGUGAAGACGAAGCUGUCAUUGAGGAAAAUGAUGAUGAUGAUGAAUCAGAAGAAUCUGAAUUAGAAGAUGAUGGACAACCGCCACAACCCAUUACCCCCCUUGAGAAAUCAAGGCUUCGAACUGAAUUUACAAAUAUCAUGUAUGAAAGUUUCCUUGCUGGUAAAGAUAAAGAAUUUGAUUACAGUUCUGUAGAUUACAAUGCAGAAUAUGAUCCACCAGAAAAAGACUUGGAUGCCGAAGAUAAAUAUUUUGACGAAGAGUCCCCAGAAGAAAUAUCAUCGAUGGACUAUAAUACAGAUGAUGAUUUAGAUAGAGAAGAUGAAUUAUAAGCAAAUAAUAUUCUUUUAAAAGUUGGAUUUGCAACUAUCUUUGUAUAUAAUAAUUUCAUAUAGUGUAAAUAAAAAAAUUGUUUUGUUUUGUA
Argiope bruennichi is the source of this 1266-nucleotide messenger RNA. Its product is annotated as coiled-coil domain-containing protein 97-like. The coding region runs from base 272 to 1174 and encodes 300 amino acids. The record is from RefSeq and is a predicted model, not a curated record. NCBI's taxonomy places the organism in Eukaryota, Metazoa, Arthropoda, Arachnida, Araneae, Araneidae. The transcript has 5 exons.